Fundulus heteroclitus (mummichog) is the source of this 1494-nucleotide messenger RNA. RefSeq names its product clusterin associated protein 1 (gene ift38). Lineage: Eukaryota; Metazoa; Chordata; Actinopteri; Cyprinodontiformes; Fundulidae. Gene Ontology annotation, biological process: cilium assembly. The transcript is spliced from 13 exons. The coding region runs from base 107 to 1369 and encodes 420 amino acids. The record is from RefSeq and is a predicted model, not a curated record. Gene Ontology annotation, cellular component: centrosome; intraciliary transport particle B; cilium.
CUACAAGCAUUUUUGACUGCUUUGACUUUCCGUAGCCAACAUGUUACCAUAGCGACCAUCUAUGGCGUAGACCACGGAAGCGUCUUUGUAACGGUCCCAGGUCAACAUGUCCUUCAGAGACCUAAGAAACUUCACAGAAAUGAUGAGGGCUUUGGGCUAUCCUCGCUUGAUAUCUAUGGAAAAUUUCAGAACACCAAACUUCAACCUAGUUACAGAAAUCCUUAUCUGGCUUGUAAAGAGAUAUGAACCAAACAUUGAUAUUCCCACUGAUGUGGACACAGAGUCAGACAGAAUAUUCUUCAUUAAGGCUGUGGCUCAGUUCAUGGCGACCAAGGCUCACAUCAAGCUAAACACCAAGCACCUCUACCUGGCCGACGGCUAUGCAGUGAAAGAGAUGCUGAAGAUCACCUCGGUGCUGUACAAUGCUAUGAAAACCAAGCAGAUGGCUACGGAGGAUGUGCCGGAGGAAGAGAACAACAAGUUCAAGUUUGACCUCGGCUCUAGGGUUUCUGAUCUUAAAGCAGCUCGUCAGCUGGCAUCUGAAAUCACAACCAAAGGAGCAUCUCUGUUUGAGUUACUGGGAAAAGAAGCGGAGCUCAGGGAAAUGAGAACCGCUGCCAUUGCUCGACCUCUCGAGAUCAAUGAGACUGAAAAGGCACUGAGAGCUGCUAUCAAGGACACCCUGGAAAGUGUGGAAAAGACCAAAGAGAUGUUAAAUAAUGUUGUCUCAGACGAGAGCAGCCUGGACGCAAAGAUAGAGAAGAAGAAACAGGACCUGGAGAGGCAUCAGAAGAGGCUGCAGACAUUGCAGAGUGUCAGGCCAACAUUCAUGGAUGAAUAUGACAAGAUAGAAGAAGAGCUGCAGAAACAAUAUGAAAUCUUUGUAGAGAAGUUCAGAAACCUCAGCUUCCUGGAGUCCCAACUGGAUGAGUACCACAGGCUGGAGCAGGAAAGGUUUGAGGAGGCUGAAAACACUCUGAGAAUAAUGCAACACAAACUGAAGGAGGACGAGAAAGAUCUGAUGAAGAGCUCCUUGAAAGACUCUGACUCUGACUUGGAUGUUCCAGAGGACGAAGGGUCAGACAGCGACCUUGAAGAAUCUCGUCCAUCUAAGCCACGGCCCACAAGAAACAGCCUCAUGGCAGGGAGAGGCGCACGCUUCAUUGGAAACAUGCAGGGCGGUGACAGCGAUGAGACUGACAGUGAGAUUGAUGCUGAUGAGGAUGAUGAGGAAGACGAGGACGGUGAGGAAGAGGAGAGCAGGGACUUGGAGGAUGACAGCUUAGAGCUCCCGUUGUCGAGGAGUAAUCGUCCUUCUAGGGGAGGCGUGAGACCACCUCUGCUGGAAGAAAGUGACGAGGACUUUUGAGUUAGGAACGUAAUCAUGUGCUGCAACACUUUUGUAUCCUAGCUGAAUUUACACAAUUUUAUUACUUCCUGAUACUUCCUUGAUAUUUAUAUAAACUACUAAUAAAACUGGAAUAUCUAUUUGAA